Messenger RNA from Quercus robur (English oak), 632 nucleotides. Its product is annotated as dolichyl-diphosphooligosaccharide--protein glycosyltransferase subunit DAD1. The record is from RefSeq and is a predicted model, not a curated record. Gene Ontology annotation, biological process: protein N-linked glycosylation. Gene Ontology annotation, cellular component: membrane; oligosaccharyltransferase complex. The transcript has 5 exons. Lineage: Eukaryota; Viridiplantae; Streptophyta; Magnoliopsida; Fagales; Fagaceae. The coding region runs from base 120 to 467 and encodes 115 amino acids.
GACCCGUGAAAAAAAGUCAGGGGGCCAGGGUCUUCACUCUUCAUCCCAUUACCAUAUAUUUGUUGUAUAGUCAAGCUCGGUAGCGAGAAAGAAGAAGAAGAAAAAAGUAGGGUUUUGCAAUGGUGAAGUCGACGAGCAAGGACACCCAGGCUCUUUUCCACUCUCUCCGAUCUGCUUAUGCAGCCACUCCCACCAAUCUCAAGAUCAUCGAUCUCUAUGUGGUUUUCUCUGUCUUCACUGCUUUGAUCCAGGUAGUAUACAUGGCUAUUGUUGGAUCAUUUCCAUUCAACUCGUUUCUGUCAGGAGUACUUUCUUGCAUAGGGACUGCGGUCCUUGCUGUUUGUCUCCGCAUCCAAGUGAACAAAGAAAACAAGGAAUUCAAGGAUUUACCACCAGAGCGUGCAUUUGCAGAUUUUGUUCUCUGCAAUUUGGUGCUUCAUUUGGUUAUUAUGAAUUUCCUUGGAUAGAUUGCAAUCUAUGGGCGUUUUGUAAUGUUGUUCCUUGGACUUUUACUAGACUUGGCCAUAAAGUAGUUAUUGCCAUUACUAGACUUUGCCAUUGAUGCUGCAAUUUUUCGUAGGUUUUAACUUAUGGAGCUCACUAUAUAAAAGGACCUGCAAUUGAAUUUUCUA